Messenger RNA from Morus notabilis, 1531 nucleotides. RefSeq names its product transcription termination factor MTERF9, chloroplastic. The transcript has 2 exons. NCBI's taxonomy places the organism in Eukaryota, Viridiplantae, Streptophyta, Magnoliopsida, Rosales, Moraceae. Gene Ontology annotation, biological process: chloroplast organization; regulation of DNA-templated transcription. The coding region runs from base 52 to 1251 and encodes 399 amino acids. Gene Ontology annotation, molecular function: double-stranded DNA binding. The record is from RefSeq and is a predicted model, not a curated record. Gene Ontology annotation, cellular component: chloroplast.
UGUUCUGUUACAGUUUACGCAGAGAGAAUCGGCUAGGUUCAUUAUCGAUCCAUGUCUCAAUUUCUCCUCAAAACGAUUCUUUAUGGGUGUCGUACUGUAAGAACUUCACCAAAAAUCAGUCAUCUGGGUUUUCUGGGAGACCCAAAUGGUAUUGUUCUCAGAUGGAUCUCAAGCAGUUCGAAUCAGCAAUCUUUUACGGUGUCUUACCUCAAAAACUCACUUGGGUUAUCUUCACAAGCUGCUUUAUCAGUUUCCAAGUAUGUUAAGUUUGACUCUCCUGAGAAACCUGACAAAGUCAUAAAGUUUUUCGAGGAUCGUGGCUUCACUAUGACCCAAAUAUCAUGUCUGGUAAGAGCUUUUCCGAGAGUGUUUUCAUAUAAUACCCAUGAAAACAUUUUGCCGAAAUUAGAAUUUUUUGAAUCCAAAGGCAUUUCAGGCCCUGAAAUAGCUAAAAUGGUGUCUUUAUUUCCUACUGUCUUGGCAAGAAGCUUACAUAAUCAGAUACUGCCCUCUUAUGAUUACAUGAGGGGUUUGUUUCAAUCUGAGGAGAAGCUCAUUAGAGCUAUUAAAAGAUGUCCUGACAUCCUCAGAUACAACAUUGAGAAAAAUUUUUCGCCUAAAAUUGAUAUUUUGCGAGAACAUGGAGUGCCUGACUCCAACAUAGCUACUCUGAUGCUUAACUGGUCUAAAACUUUUAUGGUGAGUCGGGAUAGUUUCCGAAAGACUGCGCAGAAAGUUGAGGAUAUGGGGUUUGAUGCUUCGAAGGUGAAGUUUGUUUUAGCAGUGGUUGCAUUUUGGACGAUGGACGAGUCAAAGUGGCAAAGCAAGAUUAAAGCGUAUAAGAAGUGGGGUUGGUCUGAAGAUGAGAUUUUGAAAGCCUUUAAAAAGAGUCCUUGGUGCAUGAUGGUAUCUGAAGAUAAGCUUAUGGCAUCUAUGGAUUUCCUCAUCAACCAAAUGGGUUGGAAGCCCUGCCUUAUGGCUGAAUACCCUGUAAUCUUUACUGUGAGCUUAAAGAAGAGAAUAGUCCCGAGGUGCUCGGUUUUUCAAUAUUUGUUGUCGGAAGGUUUGGUGGAGAAGGAGGUCAGCAUUGGUACGUUAUUGAAAGUUCCGGAGGAGAAGUUUUUGCAGAAAUUCAUUGCGCCUUAUGUGAAGAAAGCACCAAAGCUUUUAAAGUUGUACAGGGAAAAAUUGGAUCUUUCAAGUGGAUCAGAGAGUGAUGAGAAUGUACCUUUCAAUAAUGGAAUUCCUUAAGUUGAGGUCCAAGACUGGAGCUUUUAUCGGCAAUUCUUGUGCGAAUCAAAUCUGGUGGUGUCAACAACCUAGUCUUUGAAAUCGAUUUUCCUUGCCUGCUUGCCUAUGCAUUCACUUAAUAUGCAAUUCUUUGCAUUCAGUUUAUAAACUAUUCAAGUAUCUUUUUGAGACUAAAUUUUGUCAUAUUUUUACAUAUAAUUUUGAAAAGCAUUUGGACUACAUUUUGCCUCCCAAAUUGGUCAUGACUCGUGAAUAACCAUGAAAAUCUUAGCAGUUCUGU